Helicoverpa zea (corn earworm) is the source of this 2907-nucleotide messenger RNA. It is a transcript of the gene gas2, whose product is annotated as GAS2-like protein 1. Gene Ontology annotation, molecular function: actin filament binding; cytoskeletal adaptor activity; microtubule binding. Gene Ontology annotation, biological process: actin crosslink formation. The transcript is spliced from 10 exons. The coding region runs from base 281 to 2467 and encodes 728 amino acids. Gene Ontology annotation, cellular component: actin filament. The record is from RefSeq and is a predicted model, not a curated record. NCBI's taxonomy places the organism in Eukaryota, Metazoa, Arthropoda, Insecta, Lepidoptera, Noctuidae.
GGCAUCGCUCGCAUAUCGCACGCGGCCGGCGCGGAGUGAGCACGUUCGUACGGCACGCAUGCGCGACACCGCUCCGCUAGCAUCGGAACAUUUCUCGCGAACUUUUCACAAGUUACAUAUUAUUAUAAUUUGAAUAAACUAAUUAGUGAGUGAGAGUUAUCGUGACGGCAUUGUUGUGGAACUGCAGUUAUGUUCUGAGUGUGCGAGGUGUAUCUUACGUUUCGAUCACCAUUAAAUGUAGGAUGAGACAGAUAUAUUAAGAGAUUGGGAAGCCUUCACAAUGGCGUAUUACCGGUGCGGCCCGACGGCUAUCGGCAGCCGCACGUCGUGGGGGCCCGUCACCUCGCCCACCUCCGUCGAGCCCAAGAGCUUCGACAGGCCGCUCAGCGGGAACUUUGAUAGAAUAUUUAAUGCCUUUGAGAGGACUAAUGCCUUUGAGUACAUCCGGAACUCGUUCGAAGGCGGGAAGGAGGAGGAGGAGCGCCACAUCGGGCACGGCGACAUCGUGGUGAACAGGAAGAUGAGCAGCAGCUACGAGCGCGCCGACUGCGCGCUGGCGGCGCAGACGCCCUGCUCCGAGGACGAGGACUUCUACCGGGAGAAGAUCCUGUACUCGCAGGCGAGGCAGCUGUUCCCGCUGCAGGAGGACCUGGCCGACUGGAUCAACAAGACCAUCGGUAUCACGUACCUGUCGGGCGAGAACUUCCUGGACGUGCUGGACAACGGCGCGGAGCUGUGCCAGCUGGCCGCCGUCAUACACGACCGCGCGCGGGAGGCGCUCGACCAGGGACUCAUCGUAGGACCGGUGCCGCAGAUCCGUGGGCGCUGCUGGCAGCGUGCGGCGCGGCGCAGCUUCUUCUCGCGCGACAACACGGAGAACUUCAUCACCUUCUGCCGCGAGCUCGGCGUGCAUGAAAACCUACUGUUCGAGAGCGAUGACCUCGUGCUGCACAACCAGCCGCGGCAGGUGAUCCUGUGCCUGCUGGAGGUGGCGCGCCUGGCCACCAAGUUCAACGUGGAGCCGCCAGGGCUCGUGCAGCUGGAGAAGGAGAUAGCGCUGGAGGAAAGGGACUCUGGACUCGACUCCGCCAUGUCAGCCACAGCAUGGCAGUUCAGAGACGCCUCGCCGCCGCCCAGAGAUGACAACAGGUCAGCCAUCGCAGUAACAUCUACGACACAAGAUCCCAAUGACUCGCAACUAUCAGCCGUGGACAACGCAGAUGCCGAGAGCACUAAGUCAGACGGCACGGCGGCCAGCACGGACUCCGACGUGCCGCUCAAACCUACUAAUGAACUCGACAAGAGGGUGCAGUUAGUGACGCGGCUAAUGGAGCGCGGCUGCAGCUGCAGCUCCGGCAAGUGCUCCAAGCUGCUGAAGGUCAAGAAGGUCGGCGAGGGACGAUACAACAUCGCCGGCAGAAAUGUCUUCAUUAGGUUGCUGAAGGGUCGGCACAUGAUGGUCCGCGUGGGCGGCGGCUGGGACACGCUGGAGCACUUCCUGUCGCGCCACGAGCCCUGCCAGGUGCGCCUCGUCACCCCCGGCCGCCGCGACCUGCUGCCCGUCCCGCCACCACCGCCCGCCCUCUCACCCGCCAGCAGUAGAGCCUCGCUCACCAAGGAAGCCUCAGUAGCCGGCACCGUCUCACCCGUCGAUAGCAAAGCUUCCUCCAUCAGCGGCAAGACGUCUCCCGUGGAGCUGCGCAGCGGCCGCUCCACCCGCGCCUCCAGCAAGGCGAGCAGCGGCAAGAGCUCCCCGCAGCCCGAGCCGCGCCGCACCUCCACUCCGGUCAAACAGUCGUCUACUCGCAGCCUGCGCUCGGGCCUGACGCUCCCCCUGCGGGCAGACUCAGUGGACGGCCGCUCCCCCAAAUCCCCCGCGCCGCGGAAUAGGAAGCAGUCCGCCCCCUCCAGCUUCAGCACCCCCAACACGCCGACCAGUAGAUCAGUUAGAACGCCACCCGUAGAGCACAGGAAAUCACUCACCUCCACCACAUUGGCUAACACACCUAAGAAGUCCCGCAGUAUGAGUUUGGCUUACGUCCAGAAAGACGAUAAGAAGGCGUUCUGCGGCACGGACCGGCUCAACCAGAUCAAGAAGACCAGAAGCACGAGUGCGGCCAGCACGCCGGCCGAGCCUGCCCGCAAUCCCGCCGAGCCCGCCGCCGCUCGCAAGACGCGCAGCCAGAGUCUCGCCUCCACUCCCGUCAAUGAGCCCAAAAAGACAUUCAAUGGCACUAACGGGUACGGCAAGAAGACCAGGAGUAUGAGCCUGGCGACGCCCGUUGACUUCAAGCCUUUGAACAAGAGUAUAUCAGUAAACGGAGCGAUGACGCAGGCCGCCAUCGAGGAGAGCAUCCGGCUUUCGCUGGCCGCCACCAUCGCCGACGACACCUCCGCCAAGAAACCCUUCUUACACAUUAAAGCCAAAUACCGAAGUCCCCCGCCGCGCGAAGUGCCGCCCAGAUAAUCAGUGCACGCGACUAUUCUUCAUUCCACUAGUUUUAAAGUUUGACACUUAACUAAGGCAUCGUUAUUAAAGUUCAAUUAGUUUCGUUAACUUGUAAGCAUUAUUUAGAUCUCUUAACUGAGCAAUCUCAUCUUUAUCAAGCUCGUAGUAUUAAGUAGUCGCUCUAAUGUAAACCACACAUUCAUGCACUCCAUCAGUACGGGAGAACUAGUCAUAAUGAAUUUGUUAUUGUAAUUAUAAUGAUACGCUAAUGUCUAAUGAUAAUUUCCAAUUGCAAUAUUGUAUCUUAUUAAUUUUGAUAACUAUUAUUUGUUUGAAUCUUUAUUAUUUCGUGAGAAUUAUGUUAGUUUUAUUUUCUUUAAUUUAAUUUUGAUGUGUGUGAUAUAAUUUUAAACUUCGCAUUUCUUUUAUUUGACAAUAAAGUAAGGAAUUAUGUAGAA